GGGCGAUCUGAUUUCUCCGGGAGCCGUGGCUAAGGCACACUUAGGAGACACCUUCCUCCGUGGAGCAGAGGCAAGACCUCUCUCUCCACUGGCAGCAGCGGCUGCACUGCACGGGCUGCUGGGGCACCUGGGCACGCACAGAGCUGUUUGCUUUGAGGGAAAAAAAAACCCAAUUAGCUUGUUCAUUCAUCCUGGGAAAACACCAUUGAGCAACGAAGAGCAAAGGGAGCAAGUUUUCAGGGUGGUAGAGAGACCUUUGGGACCAGCAUCAAGGAGCAGGCAAGGCCACUGGCUGCUGCCAGACGAGCUCCAGCCCUCAGUGGGAACCCCGUGGGGUGGCAAGAGCAACGGUGCAGCAGCCACCUUCAGGUGACCCUCUGUCCCCACGCCCACCGGAGAGACCUGGCAGGAGACAGGCAGCUUCAUCAGACCCAGACAAGAAAGUGAUGCAGGCACGAGCACAGCCAGGCAGAAGCAGCAGUCUCAGCCCCCACAGCCACACGUCGUGGGAUUCGGGGCAGCACCUGCCCCUGGGUCUCCCCAGAGCCAUGCUGCGGAAAUCAGCAUCGAUGUACACUGAAAUACAGCGGGAGCGACCAGAUGGUGGGAAUAUCCUGACUCACCCAGACUACAUAGAUGGAAACCCAGAUCUCAUCAAACCUAAAAAGCUCCUAAAUCCUGUAAAAGCCUCAAAGAGCCACCAAGAGCUACACAGAGAGCUGCUGAUGAACCACAAAAGAGGCUUGAGUGUGGAGAGCAAGCCAGAGCUGCAGAGGGUGCUUGAGCACCGUCGGCGAAACCAGAUCAUUAGACAGAAGAAGGAAGAGGAAGAGGCAAAGAAAUUGCAGUCUCCUUUUGAAAAAGAGCUACUGAAGAGGCACCAGAGGCUGGAUCAGUUGGAGAAAGAGCAGGAGAAGCACGAAGACCAUGCACCAGAAUUCAUUAAAGUCAAGGAAAACCUGAGGAGAACAACAACAGUGACUGAGGAUGAGAAAGCAGCGUAACUUCUGCCAAAACUCAGUGGGGACCCUAUCAAGGCCAGCCUAACACACACACGCUGACAUCUCUGUACAUGGUGGACAUUUACAGCCACAUUGUUGGGGCUACUUAUGGUUAUUAACACUUGCUCCAGUAGAAGGCACGAAAGAGGUUUUCCCAGCCCAGGGAGGUAUCACUGUGGAAAAGGUGGAGUAUUUCCUGAAGAAAUACUCACAUGAGGAGAUGCAGAAAGAAAUUAUUUUUCCCCUCAGACUGUGGGUGCAUGCUAACCUCCAGCUAACCCUUGGUUAACCCUUGAGACAUGGUGACUGUUUAAGCCAGGGAAGUCUGUGGAGGGAUGGUUUGGGGAACCCCUGCUUCUUCCUGGGGUCAAGCUGGCCAGGCACAGGAUGACAGAAGGGGGCUGAAGCUCUGGGGAACCUCCUGGAAACCUAGCAUGUUAAAUAAAAGGGACAAUCUGUGUAUUACUGAGAAGAGCCCAGGUGACCAUAGUGGCUUUCCCAAGAAUCACUGCUGUAGCACCAGUGUGCAAGCCAAACCUGUCUGUGGCUGUGCCCAAUCUCCAUACCCAUACUGUUAGAAAAAUCAGCCUCUGUGUGCUCACACUAGUGUAGCACAGGUGGGUGCAACUGUUCUUAAGCCCCUUUAAACUGCAUUUCAAACCUGUUUGAAAAUAGCCAUUUAGGUAGCUCCAUGCUCAGGCAGAUAAAGACAUGGGAUUGCACCACCAGCACACCAAGUGGGAGGUAAAUUGUCCAUGCAGAACGCAAAGGUUGGUUGGUUGCAGCCUGAGUGGUCAUAGAAACGUCCAGAGGCCAGACAGCAGAUCCCUGUGGAUGUAGCCAAUGGACAAACCAGUUCUUGCCUCUGGACUACUGAGCUUCAGCCCCUCACCAAGCAACAGGGUAUGUGCUACCACAGGGACCCACAGAAAUGUCCUGUGGUUGAAAAGUGGUAACACGGUGUCCUACUGGUGUCAGGCUGCCACCUGCAGGCACCAGGGACUACAGGACAUGUAGAUGCUGAUGCUAAACUAUUUGUCACUACUUCUCACCCCCUUUUCCACAGCUGCCUCAUUUCAGCUGCCACCUUGCAAAGCUAAAAAUCUUGCUGCUGGUAUAGCAAAGAUGAGACAGGUGGUGGAUUUGCACUAUGUAUGGACAGAGCCUACCACACCAAGGGACUAUCCAUGCCCCCAGGUUCCACAUCUAGAGCUAAAACUGUUCCUUUGGGAAUAUCUCAGCUUCCUUCUUCUCACAACAGCCUAAACAGCAGAACUCACCACCUGCCUUGAACACUGUCCCUUGAAGGACAAGCCACAAUGGACCUCGUCAGCUGGGAAGGUAAUACCUGGUUAAACAAUAUCUACUACCCACAUCUUCAGGGGAUCCAUAUGUAAAACAAGGGAAACUGGGUGUUUUAGCACAUAUUUAUUAAAAAGUUAUUAACCAAUUCACUAGUCUCUCUGAUCCAGCAGGAAGGUGUUUUAUUCCAGAGGGCUGUUGCUCGACCUGGCAGCUUGAGUAAAACACCUGAGCCAUAUCAGGUCAAGAGCAGUGAUACAGGUAUCAUGACAGGUUGAACUAUAAAAGUCCUUAACUCAGUUUCAGUCCUGGAAAGCCCCAUCUCACAGCACUGCCCCUGAGGUAAUUUGAAGGCCUCUGCUCAUCCUGCUUAUUCUAUACAAGCUUUUAUUUCAGAAACCAAAUGAGUAGGGUCACUAUAGGACAAGCAAGAUCUGAAGGGAUCUAUUAUGUCCUUUCUGACUGUGAAACUUUUCAUAUAGGUUAUGAUUAACACUAUGAGGAAGAAGAAGCAUCAAUCAUUUUUUUUCCAGGGAAAAUAAGCUUAAUUUCUCCAAGAAAAGUAAUAAAAAAAAGGUGUUGCUAAGGAUGCCUGUGCAUAGCUGUAAAGAAUGCUGCAUGAUUCUGCAUAAAUAACAUCAGUUCAAAUAACAAGCCAGAAUUACUGUGCUGGGGUUUUGUGAGGGGCUAUGGCACAGAUUAAGUAAUCUUGAUCAAAGAGCCCCAAAUAAAAUCAGCAAAUUAAUUUGUAAUUUUAACACAGAUGGAAAUACACUCUAGAGGCAAUCUGUCACUCCAUAUGCACCAACAAAAUCAGUGUUAUCAACUCACCACGGCUGGGACAGGGGCAUUUUUGCAAGUCCUUGAGUGGGAGCCAUCCGAUAUCAUCUGGGUCAUCAGAGUGCUCAGAUCAACAAUGAAAAGGUUGAAAUAAUUUUGCUGCUGUCUUCUUGAGUAGGCAAAUAUAGUCUGGGGAAAAAAUAAUAAUAAUAAAGGUGUCUCCCUUUCAUAUGGUGUUCACCAAGCUAAGGGGUGUCUGGGUCAUUUUCAGUGGGUGGCCAGAAGGGAACAGGAGAGCCAGGUCAGACUGUUCUAACUCAGGCUGAACCAAAAUAGCCACAAGAAAACCUUCCAGUGGUGGUGAGACAGCAGAAAGCCCUGACCCAGCUGCCCACCAGGACCCUGCAGGUUGUGAGCCAGGAACCAGCCACUUGUCCACAGACUGACCCACCAGAACAGCCAGAAGCAGCUGGCACCAGGAGCUCCCAUGGGGCUGGGCCAGGCUGC
This is a messenger RNA of Calypte anna (Anna's hummingbird), 3590 nucleotides long. It is a transcript of the gene FAM107A, whose product is annotated as family with sequence similarity 107 member A. NCBI's taxonomy places the organism in Eukaryota, Metazoa, Chordata, Aves, Apodiformes, Trochilidae. Gene Ontology annotation, biological process: actin filament polymerization; actin filament bundle assembly; regulation of actin cytoskeleton organization. The record is from RefSeq and is a predicted model, not a curated record. The coding region runs from base 447 to 1004 and encodes 185 amino acids. Gene Ontology annotation, cellular component: neuron projection; synapse; stress fiber. The transcript is spliced from 4 exons.